AAUGGGUGCGAAAAUUCUUUCGAUAACGUGCUCUGACACCUUGGCCUAGCAGAUUCAAUAUAGAAUUGCAGCAAAUUAUAUAUUAAGAUCCAAUCUAAUAGAGCUGGACAUAAAGAAAAACACGAACGGUGAAGAGGUGCAACUGACUUUUUGGUGGUCGUCAGGGAUCCCUUUGUGAAGUUUUAAAGUACUCAAUUUUGGUAAAGUCAAGUGUCUGCAAGCCUGAACAGUAGUUUAAGGUUAUGGAGUGAAAAAACUCAAGAAAGAAGAAGAAGAACGAGUGAAGUUAUACAGUAAAUACAGUAACAGUUACUAAUUGUAGGAGUAUAGACAACAAAGUUUAAAAUGUAGGUACCUAGAUACUUGGAAGGAAGGAAAAUUCUGUACAAAUCUAGUCGAAAAAGUUAUUGGAUGCGCACUUGACCGGUUUAUAAAAAAAUGUGUAAAUUUAUAUUUAUUACGAUUCUUAGCUGAUUUUUUUUCGUAAUUUAUUUUUAUAAACCAUUAUAACUAUAUAAGUAAAAGCCGUUAAACAUAACAAGCCGUUUUUAAUUUUUAGCGAGAGUAUGAUAUAGUAAAGCUAUUUUUUUUUCAUUGUAAAUAUAAGAUAAGAACAACUUAAAGAUAAGAUUUAAAAAUUCAUAAAACAUGCAUUUAUCAUGACAAUCAUUAUAAAUAAAAUUCAGGUAACCUAUUUCACUCAAUCUCGUACACAUAUGCGUGCAAGAGCGAGAUAUAACUAUAGAUAUAAUACGUCAACUGAGUGAACACACAUCCAAUACUUAAAAUUUUCCCAGAUAGGAUAUCAAAGAGUAAGAAAUCAGUGUGGUCUUUAAUAAAUGAUACAAUCAUUAUGUAUAGUCUAAUAAACAAAGUGGCUAUCGUAACCGGAGGUGCAAAUGGUAUAGGCGCACAAAUUGUCCAGGGAUUCGUAAAGGAACGUAUAAAGUAUGUUGCCAUUCUUGACAUCGACGAAGCAUCUGGCGUUACAUUACAAAAUAAACUAAACACAGAAUACGGUAGCGACGUAGCUGGUUUCUUUAAAUGCAAUAUCACUGUGGACGAAGAACUAUUCACCACAUAUGAUGAAAUAUUUAAAAAAUUCGGAGUUAUUGAUAUUGUGGUUAACAAUGCAGGUGUUGCUUCAGAAAAAAUGGAUACGUACAAAAAUGAAAUUGCUAUUAACUUUACUGCAUCGGUUUCUUCCACAUUAAAGGCUUUAGAGUUAAUGCGCGCUGACCGUGGAGGUGCAGGUGGAACUAUCAUCAAUGUGUCUUCUGUUGCCGCUUUGGCAUUGUUGUCGCCAAAUCUCUUUGUGUAUGCUGCUACCAAAAGUGCUAUACUACAUCUUAGCGUUUGUAUGGGAAAAGAAGACUAUUACCGCCACACCAAAGUACGAGUUCUGGUAAUGUGUUUUGGAGGAACAGAGACGGCUAUUGUACACAAAAUGGAGAGUUUCGAUGAUUUAGUCAAUGAAAAUUUGCAUAAAAUUGUAGACACAUUAAGACAACAAUCUUUUUUGCAAACGGCUGAUACAGCAGCGAGAGGUGUAAUCGAAGCAUACCAAACCAGUGCUAGUGGAAAUGUAUGGCUCGUAGACAAUGACAACGUCUUGAACAUUACUGACAGAAUAUAUGGAGCAUACAAAAUAUUGUCCGACGGUGUUCACAUUUGAUAAUAUUAAGUUACAAAACUAUGUAACUAUAAUUUCAGUUUUACUCGUAAUAAUUGGAAGUAUUAUUAAAUAUGUAUAAUCAUGGUAAAUAUGGUUGAAGUAGAAAAUUUGAUUUGAAGAAUAAAUUGAGCAUUAAAACUUUUUAUUUAUUAAUUUCCUUUCGAAAACCUCUUAUUGUUAAAAUCUCACCAUAAUUGGUUAGAUAGAGAGAAGCAGCGUCGUUAGGGAUACGUUUGUGAAGUAUUGAGUUUUAAAGUAUUUAUUAAAGUCAAGUUUCAGCAAACCAAAAUGGUUGUAUAUGGAUAGGUAUGUUAAAAAAAUCAAGUAAGUAGUAAGAAGUAGAACGAGUAACGAAGUAUAGCCAAAUAGGGCUUACAAGUUAAAGGAUUUAAAAAAAACUGAUUAAUCUUUAAACGGACUUUAAUAUUACGGAAUAGGCAUGCCGUGUCUACUUUAAUUUGAUUGUACAGCCUUGUAUUUAUAUUUUCUUUAAAUUGUAAAAUUGUGUAAAUAUUGUAACAAUCACUAGUGGACCAAAUAAAUAAAUAAAUAUUGUCGACAAACUUUAAAAUGAAUUAGUUAAGGUGAAGGAAAAUUUUGUACGUAUCUGGUCGAAAAAGUUAGUGGACCAUAGAUACACAUGCACAUGAACAGUUUAUUUAUAAACUGUUUGAGUUUUUUAGUUUGAGUUAUAGGUUGUUUGUCUUCUUAUCUAUUUUAUUAAGCUACUCCAAUAUAAAAGCACACAAAAGAAGCCGUUUUUAAUUUUUACCGAGAAUAAGGAAAAGAAAAUUUAUUUUUGUCUUUGUGUAAAUAAAAAGUAGUUAUAAGAUAAGAUAACAUUUUAAAAUCUAUAAAACAUGCAAUUAUCAUGUCAAUCAUUGCAAUCCAACGAUAUUUUAUCCUAUAGAUAUGUUACGUGCCUACAUAAUCACCGCAAUAAGUGAUCCGAAUUUAAAUGCUGCACUGAGUGUUUACUUAUAUUAUAUUAUAUUUAUGUAGA
Molecule: messenger RNA, 2678 nt
Organism: Bicyclus anynana (squinting bush brown)
Lineage: Eukaryota; Metazoa; Arthropoda; Insecta; Lepidoptera; Nymphalidae
Product: 15-hydroxyprostaglandin dehydrogenase [NAD(+)]
Exons: 5
Coding region: 854-1675 (273 amino acids)
Cellular component (GO): cytoplasm
Molecular function (GO): oxidoreductase activity, acting on the CH-OH group of donors, NAD or NADP as acceptor
Source: RefSeq, a predicted model, not a curated record